Medicago truncatula (barrel medic) is the source of this 1440-nucleotide messenger RNA. Its product is annotated as peroxisome biogenesis protein 12. Gene Ontology annotation, biological process: protein monoubiquitination; protein import into peroxisome matrix. Gene Ontology annotation, cellular component: peroxisomal membrane; peroxisomal importomer complex. The transcript has 8 exons. The record is from RefSeq and is a predicted model, not a curated record. Lineage: Eukaryota; Viridiplantae; Streptophyta; Magnoliopsida; Fabales; Fabaceae. Gene Ontology annotation, molecular function: zinc ion binding; ubiquitin-protein transferase activity; protein binding. Bases 149 to 1261 code for a protein of 370 amino acids.
UGAAAAAUAAUAAUUUUGAAUAUCAAUAAGAACAAUCUCAUAAAACAUUCCACUAUAAAAAAAAGUUAAGUUGUUCUCCUCACGCUGGUAAUGGGUGAAAUUCAUACCAUUAUUUUAUAACUCUUAGUUGAUCAUCGGAGAGGGAGAGAUGUUGUUUCAGGUGGGCGGACAAGGUAGUCGUCCGACGUUCUUCGAGAUGGCGGCGGCAGAACAGCUUCCACGUAGUCUCCGUGCGGCGCUGACAUACUCAAUCGGAGUAUUAGCAUUAAGAACACCUUUCCUUCAUAAAUUAUUAGAUUACGAACACGAAUCUUUCUCAUUACUCAUGCUCGUUCUUGAAGCUCACAGUUUACGAACCACUGAUGCUUCUUUUUCUGAAUCCCUUUACGGUCUCCGUAGAAGACCCGCUAAUAUCAAACUCAACGACAAUGAUAGUUCUUCUUCUUCUUCACAGUUACGCCGACGCCAAAAGCUUCUUUCUCUUCUCUUUUUGGUUGUUUUGCCGUAUCUGAAAUCGAAGCUGCAUUCAAUCUACAAUAAAGAAAGGGAAGCAAGAAUUCAGGCCACUCUUUGGGGAGAUGAAAAUGAAUCAUAUACCUUCAAUGCUCGUGCCUCCGUUACAACACUCAUCACAAAAAGAUUUCAGAAAAUUGUAGGAUUAUGUUACCCAUUGUUGCAUGCUGGUACUGAAGGCUUCCAAUUCGCAUACCAGUUGUUAUACCUAUUGGAUGCUACUGGGUACUACUCAUUAGCGCUGCACGCACUUGGGAUUCAUGUGUGUCGAGCUACUGGCCAAGAACUGAUGGAUGCCUCUUCUAGAAUUUCUAAGAUACGAAGCCGUGAACGUGAGAGACUCCGUGGUCCUCAAUGGAUAAAGACAUUGCAGGGAGCAUUGCUCAGCUGUACAUACACUGUACUUGACUAUGCGCAAACCGGCUUGAUUGCAGCAGUGUUCUUCUUUAAAAUGAUGGAAUGGUGGUAUCAGUCUGCUGAGGAAAGAAUGUCAGCUCCAACUGUAUAUCCUCCUCCCCCUCCUCCUCCACCACCAAAGGUAGCCAAAGAAGGGGUACAGUUACCGUCAGACAGAACGAUCUGCCCCCUGUGCUUGCAGAAGCGCGUAAAUCCAUCUGUAAUGACAGUUUCAGGUUUCGUCUUCUGCUAUGCUUGUAUAUUCAAGUUUCUUACUCAGUAUAAGCGCUGCCCAGCAACGAUGGUGCCUGCAACAGUCGACCAGAUAAGGAGACUCUUUCAUGAUGUAUAGUCCGAGCUGGACCUGCUAUACCUAUAGUUGUCAUGAGUAUAUGUGUAAAGGAUUCUCAAUGGUUGUUGUACUGAUCUAUGCUUAUUUUAGUGUUAAGAAAGGCAGGUAAAAAGCAUGAUUUUUUGUUAUUAUUCUCUCAAUUCAUUCAUACAAUGUUCUAACCACGGUAAUAAUAAAAA